GCCCAUAAAAUAAGCAGCGAACCAUGUGAGCAGAGCCCAUGGGGAAAGCAAAGACCAUGCGGGGGGGGGGGGGGGGGGGCGCCCCCCCCCCCCCCCCCCAGACAGGAGACGAACGUGUUGCCUCACUGGAUGGAUAAAUGCAAACAACAUUUGAUCCAUUUCAACCCCAACCCCGACCCCCUUGGCCAAUUCUUGGCGAAAAGCAAGCCUCCCCAACCGCCGCCGCCCCGGCUCUUAGAGAGAAUGUCCCCGAUGCCACACUUAACUCAUUCGGACCUUCUGCAACCUGGGAUCCUCGCUGACGCGCUUCCCUCUCCCGCUGUCCCGCCUUAG
Messenger RNA from Colletotrichum orchidophilum, 333 nucleotides. RefSeq lists its product as uncharacterized. NCBI's taxonomy places the organism in Eukaryota, Fungi, Ascomycota, Sordariomycetes, Glomerellales, Glomerellaceae. The transcript is spliced from 2 exons. The record is from RefSeq and is a predicted model, not a curated record. The annotation marks the transcript as partial.